GCUUUCUGUUUGAAAGUUGCACGAGUGCGCGGCCUCAGCUCUAACGAGGCUGCGACGUACGUGAGGCGCCUUAGCACGGUAUCGUGCACGGCUUUCUGUUUGAAAGUUGCACGAGUGCGCGGCCUCAGCUCUAACGAGGCUGCGACGUACGUGAGGCGCCUUAGCACGGUAUCGUGCACGGCUUUCUGUUUGAAAGUUGCACGAGUGCGCGGCCUCAGCUCUAACGAGGCUGCGACGUACGUGAGGCGCCUUAGCACGGUAUCGUGCACGGCUUUCUGUUUGAAAGUUGCACGAGUGCGCGGCCUCAGCUCUAACGGGGCUGCGACGUACGUGAGGCGCCUUAGCACGGUAUCGUGCACGGCUUUCUGUUUGAAAGUUGCACGAGUGCGCGGCCUCAGCUCUAACGAGGCUGCGACGUACGUGAGGCGCCUUAGCACGGUAUCGUGCACGGCUUUCUGUUUGAAAGUUGCACGAGUGCGCGGCCUCAGCUCUAACGGGGCUGCGACGUACGUGAGGCGCCUUAGCACGGUAUCGUGCACGGCUUUCUGUUUGAAAGUUGCACGAGUGCGCGGCCUCAGCUCUAACGAGGCUGCGACGUACGUGAGGCGCCUUAGCACGGUAUCGUGCACGGCUUUCUGUUUGAAAGUUGCACGAGUGCGCGGCCUCAGCUCUAACGGGGCUGCGACGUACGUGAGGCGCCUUAGCACGGUAUCGUGCACGGCUUUCUGUUUGAAAGUUGCACGAGUGCGCGGCCUCAGCUCUAACGAGGCUGCGACGUACGUGAGGCGCCUUAGCACGGUAUCGUGCACGGCUUUCUGUUUGAAAGUUGCACGAGUGCGCGGCCUCAGCUCUAACGAGGCUGCGACGUACGUGAGGCGCCUUAGCACGGUAUCGUGCACGGCUUUCUGUUUGAAAGUUGCACGAGUGCGCGGCCUCAGCUCUAACGGGGCUGCGACGUACGUGAGGCGCCUUAGCACGGUAUCGUGCACGGCUUUCUGUUUGAAAGUUGCACGAGUGCGCGGCCUCAGCUCUAACGAGGCUGCGACGUACGUGAGGCGCCUUAGCACGGUAUCGUGCACGCCUAACCAGAAACGCAGCUGGAUGCAAACGUUGGGCGAUUUCAGCCUGGGCCAGCCACUUAUGCCGCGCGCCCCUAAGUGGGGCCGCCCCUAUCCAGUUCAGAUAGCGACACGCCUUGACACCGGUACUUCCACUUUGGAAGGUCGGGGGGACUCUGACGACGCCACCGUCGCCGCUGUCGCUGCCGACGGCGACGGGAUCAGCGACGGGAUCGGCGACGAUGUCGUACUCACGGCGACCAUUGUGGCGCGAAAUGGCGAUUCCGGGUCCCCGGUUGAGGUGGUGGAGAUGUACGGCAGCGCCGCCGAACGAUUGAUGUCAGCGGCGGAUAUGGGUGUUCACACGCCGCGCCUCCGGGAACACAAGGACCUAGGUUCGCCGAACGUGAACUCGGGUCUGGGUAACGCAGCCUCCGCGCCAGCAGCCGCCGCCGCAGCAGCUCGUCCCAUGCGCCUAUCUGCCGUACGGCCGACGGGAGCGCCGCUGUUUACUUCCAUGGUUUCGGCGCCACCCUCGAUGCCGGCGGCGGCAGCGGCGGGUGCCGCCAUCGGGAAACGAUCCCGUAUGGGAAAACCCGGAAUCCCACCCCGCUGGCGCUGGGCGCAGACAUCGUACCCGCUGCCGGUGCUGGGAAUCUGCGGUACGGCAUCAGCAUCCGGCUGUGACACCGUCUGUCGUUCGUCGCGAUGUGAUACUGUCGCCGCCAAAGCCGCUUACGUUUGCUGGGUGCGCAAGGCCUUCGACAAGCCCCCGGGGUGGAGCUUCAACCUGCGUCGCGACCGGCAUAAGGAAUUCCGGUUGCUACUGCCGUCCCCACCGCCGCCGCUUGCGCCGCCGCCGCCGCCGCCGCCUGCGCCGCCUGCGCCGCCGCCGCUGCUGCCUACCAUGCCACCACCCGCUGGCGGGCCCCUGGGGAAAGGCGACGGCAGCGCCGCCGCCUCCCUGCUACUGCUGCAGCCGCCGUCUGGCCUCCUGCUGCUGCCGCCGCUACUGGCACCGGCUGUAGUGCUUCUGCGGAGGACGGAGGCGCUUUGCGGGACGGCGACGGCGGCGGCGACGGCUGUAGCUGUGGCAGUAUCUGUGGCUGUGCCUGAACAUGAGCCUGCUGGGCCUGAGUUGCGCGGCCCUGGGGUGUCGGCGGCUGGCUUGGCGGCCCCGGCUGUAGCUGUGGAGUGGCCGACUGGUGGUACGGCAGCUGGCUACGGGGAGCUACCGCCGGGGUGCGGUGGUGGCGAGGACCCGGGCGGCCCGACGACAUCAAUAGGGUUGGGCGCCCUUUAG
Volvox carteri f. nagariensis is the source of this 2361-nucleotide messenger RNA. RefSeq lists its product as uncharacterized. The annotation marks the transcript as partial. The transcript is spliced from 17 exons. Lineage: Eukaryota; Viridiplantae; Chlorophyta; Chlorophyceae; Chlamydomonadales; Volvocaceae. The record is from RefSeq and is a predicted model, not a curated record.